Monosiga brevicollis MX1 is the source of this 910-nucleotide messenger RNA. RefSeq lists its product as uncharacterized. Gene Ontology annotation, molecular function: superoxide dismutase activity; metal ion binding. The transcript is spliced from 5 exons. The record is from RefSeq and is a predicted model, not a curated record. Gene Ontology annotation, biological process: superoxide metabolic process. Bases 46 to 705 code for a protein of 219 amino acids. Lineage: Eukaryota; Choanoflagellata; Craspedida; Salpingoecidae. Gene Ontology annotation, cellular component: mitochondrion.
GAAGCAACCCUUGUCCUUGUACUUCCUCCAAAAGAAAACAUCAAGAUGGCCAUGCUUGCACGCGCGAUGCGCUCGGCGACCACUGGUGCCCGCCGCAUGAAGCACACCCUGCCUGACCUGGCCUACGACUAUGCCGCGCUCGAGCCCGUCAUCUCGGCCAAGAUCAUGGAGCUGCACCACAGCAAGCACCACAACACCUACGUGAACAACCUCAACAUUGCCGAGGAGCAGUACGCCGAGGCCGUGCAUACGGGUGAUUUGACCAAGGCCAUUGGUCUGCAGAGCGCCAUCAAGUUUAACGGUGGUGGCCACAUCAACCACUCCAUCUUCUGGACCAACCUGGCCCCCAAGGAACAGGGCGGUGGCGAGCUUCAGGAUGGUGAGCUCAAGACGGCCAUCGAAGAAGCAUUUGGCUCUGUCGAGACGAUGCAGCAGAAGCUCAACGCCAUGACGGCCGCCGUCCAGGGCUCUGGCUGGGGCUGGCUCGGUUACAACAAGGCCAGCAAGCAGCUGCAACUGGCCACCUGCGCCAACCAGGAUCCUCUCGAGACGACCCAUGGCCUUGUUCCCCUCUUUGGCAUUGAUGUCUGGGAACACGCUUACUAUCUUGAUUACAAGAACGUGCGCCCCGACUACCUCAAGGCCGUUUGGGAGAUUGCCAACUGGCAAAAUGUCGAGGAGCGCUACCAAGCCGCCAAGCUCUAAGUGUUUGAUCUGGUACUUGCUCAUCAUAAGAAUUCAAAAGGUGCAAGAAACAUGGUUGAAAUCCUUGUGUCAUCGCUCAACGAGCCAGAGUUACAUCCACGUGGGAUGCAGGCAUCGCUGAUAGUGAUCGAUUGGGUUACUUCUUUCCUCGAAUGUCGGUGAAGAUAAAUUUAUCCACCACAUCAAUUGAUCACGCGAAACUCUC